AUGAAGGGCAUGUGGUUUGGUGGCCACCAGCCCGUGGGGCAGAUUCUCCCAACCGAGGGGCCGCCCCGUGGCCCCGCUGUCCCGCCAGGUCCCCUCGCCCUCCACGUGCUCCAGAGCAGCGUGUUCCUGCGCCCGGGCGCGUCCCACACGGACGGGCUGGCGCUGCUGGGCGACGUGGCCGCCGCGGCCUGGGAGCCGCGGAACCACACGAUCCGCUUCCUCCGUCCCUGGGUCUCGCCGGCCUUGGCGCCGCCCGUCUGGGCCGACCUGGAGUUCCUCUUCGACUCCUACCUCCACAACCUCGCCCACCUGGUGGACCAGCUGGCCCAGCGCAAGGCCCUCACAUACCCCAUGGUGGUUCAGUGCUCCAUGGGCUGCCACGUGGCUCCUGACAACAGCAGCUUCUUCGAGGCCGCUUUCGAGGGGCGGGGCUUCCUCGGCUUCAGCCCGCGCAACGGCAGCUGGACGCGGCGGCGCGACGAUGACGUGGCGCGCGACGUGCAGGCGAUGCUGAACGACGACAAGGGCACCAGCGACACCCUCACGCAUCUCCUCAACGUCACCUGCCCCAAGAGCCUCCUCGCCCUGGGUCGGUUGGGGAAGGAGGAUCUGGAGAGGCAAGUGCAACCAAUGGCCGUGGUCUUCGCCCAUGAGACGCCCGACCUGUCGCAGCUGCUUCUCGUGUGCCGCGUCACCGGCUUCUACCCGAGCGCCGUGCGCGUGUCCUGGCUGCGGGACGGUCACGAGGUGGCGCCGCAGCCCGGGCCGGGCUCCUCGCCGCUGCUGCCCAACGCCGACCUCACCUACCAGCUGCGGCGCGCGGUGGCCGCGGUGCCUGGCGCCGCGCACGGCUACGCCUGCCGCGUGCAGCACAGCAGCCUGGGCGGCCGCGACCUCCUGCUGCCCUGGGAUCCGGAUGGAGCCCAGACCGGCCACGUCACGUGGAUCGUCGUCGUCGUCGUCCUCCUCAUCGCGGUGCCCUUGGCCAUCAUUGCCUUCCUGUAUUGCCGGCGGCACAAGAGCUACGAGGACGUGGGUGCCGCCCGGCGCCCGGGCUCCCUCAUGUAGCCUCCCAUCGUCGUCGAUGCCACCGGGGACGUGGAGGCGGGAGGAGC
Molecule: messenger RNA, 1115 nt
Organism: Nothoprocta perdicaria
Lineage: Eukaryota; Metazoa; Chordata; Aves; Tinamiformes; Tinamidae
Product: antigen-presenting glycoprotein CD1d-like
Exons: 5
Coding region: 1-1068 (355 amino acids)
Biological process (GO): immune response; antigen processing and presentation, endogenous lipid antigen via MHC class Ib; antigen processing and presentation, exogenous lipid antigen via MHC class Ib
Cellular component (GO): external side of plasma membrane
Molecular function (GO): endogenous lipid antigen binding; exogenous lipid antigen binding; lipopeptide binding
Source: RefSeq, a predicted model, not a curated record